AUGGGCACCUCGGUCGCCGCCACAGUCGCCGUUGCCGUCACGGUCGUCCUCGUGCUCGCGGGGGUAACCCAUGCCGAGAUCAGGACGACACUGAUCGUGUCAGACGCGCGGCCCUUGAUCCUCUUCGAGCAGUUCGGCUUCGCGCGUGGCGGCAAGGCCGCCCUCUCCAUACGCCGCUCGGCAUGGAGACUCCGGCCGGGAUCACGCCUCACCGGAGUCGACCCCACCCUUAUGGGGUUCGUCCUCAUUUCCGGAGCCCAGUUUCCCAAGAUCAACAAUGCGUCCGAGUACGCCGCCGCCGAUCCAGGAGGCAACAGCGGCGGCGGCGGUUUCUGCGUGCUGACGAGCGGAUACGCCGUCCCGAUGAUCCGGCUCAGCGACGUCCCGGCAGGCGGCGCCACCAGUAUCCUGCCUAUCGACGAUCCAGACGAGUACGCGGUCGUGUUCAACAACUGCCAAGAGGGCGUGGAGGUCACCUUGGACGUGCGCACCGAGAUGUACAACGUGCAGGGCGGCGUCCCCGACGGGCAGAGAGACUACCUCCCCGUGGGGCUCCAGCCGCUGCCGAACAUCUACACCGUCGUGUCGGCGGUGUACUUCGCGUUCCUGGUGGUGUGGGCGUGGGCGUGCCUGCGGAGGCGCGCGACGGCGGAGCGGAUCCACGUGGUGAUGGGCGCGUUGCUUCUGUUCAAGGCGCUCAAGAUGGCGUGCGCGGCGGAGGACACAUGGUAUGUGGAGCGCACGGGCACGCCGCACGGCUGGGACGUUGCGUUCUACGUCUUCGGUUUCUUCAAGGGAGUCCUGCUCUUCACCGUCAUCGUGCUCAUCGGCACCGGCUGGUCCUUUCUCAAACCUUACCUCCAGGAACGGGAGAAGAAUGUGUUGAUGAUAGUGAUCCCGCUGCAAGUGAUCGAGAACCUGGUGCUGGUGGUGAUCGGGGAGACCGGGCCCACGGGGCGGGACUGGGUGGUGUGGAACCAGCUCUUCCUGCUCGUCGACGUCGUCUGCUGCUGCGCCGUCUUCUUCCCCAUCAUCUGGUCCAUCCGGGCCCUGCGCGACGCCUCCAAGACCGACGGCAAGGCCGCGCGCAACCUACACAAGCUUACCCUCUUCAAGCGGUUCUACGUCGUCGUCGUCGGCUACCUCUACUUCACCCGAAUCAUCGUCUCCGCCUUCCUCGCUCUCCUCAGCUACAGGUAUCAAUGGGGCGUCAAUGUCGCCGUCGAGGCCGCAAGCUUCGCAUUCUACCUCUUCGUCUUCUACAACUUCCAUCCCGUCGAGAAGAACCCAUACCUCUACGUUGGGGACGACGAGGAGGAGUCGGCAGGUGGGCAGCUCGAGAUGGACGACCGUGCUUUCUGA
Molecule: messenger RNA, 1362 nt
Organism: Lolium rigidum
Lineage: Eukaryota; Viridiplantae; Streptophyta; Magnoliopsida; Poales; Poaceae
Product: protein CANDIDATE G-PROTEIN COUPLED RECEPTOR 7-like
Exons: 2
Coding region: 1-1362 (453 amino acids)
Biological process (GO): transport
Cellular component (GO): Golgi apparatus; membrane
Source: RefSeq, a predicted model, not a curated record